Williopsis jadinii is the source of this 1050-nucleotide messenger RNA. It is a transcript of the gene MRPS5, whose product is annotated as mitochondrial 37S ribosomal protein uS5m. The record is from RefSeq and is a predicted model, not a curated record. Lineage: Eukaryota; Fungi; Ascomycota; Saccharomycetes; Phaffomycetales; Wickerhamomycetaceae. Gene Ontology annotation, molecular function: RNA binding; structural constituent of ribosome. The transcript has a single exon. Gene Ontology annotation, biological process: translation. Gene Ontology annotation, cellular component: ribosome. Bases 44 to 991 code for a protein of 315 amino acids.
GGAAGAGAAACCACACGGCGGAAGUGUUCUAUUUGUCGAAGCCAUGAUUCCGUCUCUUCGUAUCGCCACACGUGGCAGUAUACGUUCGUUCUCAACGGUCCGUCCGUGUCUACAAGCACAACCGCCAACGAAUUCCAACUCAUCGUCGAUACCAUCUGAGGAGAAGAAUCAACAUUUGGAGUUCUUGAAGAAGUACUACCCAGCUGAGCUCGUUGAGAGUAUCAAGUUGGCGGAGACCUUUGUGGAUCCAACUCACUAUAAGGAUAGAAAGAUUGCACAGACGGAGUUUGCCCCACCGUAUCUCGAUGACUUCUCCAAGAGACAUCCAUUCUGGGAUACUCUGAAAGUUGAUGAGCCAUGGAAGUUGGACUAUAACUAUCCAUUGCAGCCAUCUCCUGUUGAUAUUCCAAAGGGCUCGACCCUUGAGGAUGCUGGUACGGGUUCUGUCUCGAAGGGCCUUGCCGCUUUGACUGGGCUGGAUGAGAGAUACAUCGAACGUCUUGCGUCACGUCCUCUGAUCAUGAAGAGAGUCUCCAAUCAGACUGCAAAGGGUAAGAUUCCAACCAACUACGCGCUUGUUGUUGUUGGUGAUAGAAACGGUAUGGUUGGUAUCGGCGAAGGUAAAGACCGUGUUGAAAUGUCACGUGCGGUUUCCAAAGCUCACUGGAACGCUGUUAAGAACUUACAGUUUGUUCCAAGAUACGAGGAUCGUACCAUUCUUGGUGAUAUUGACUAUGUUUACCACGGUUGUAAGAUCUUUUUGAGAUCCGGAUCGCCUGGUUUUGGUCUUCGUGUUAACCACUACAUCUUUGAGAUCUGUGAAGUUGCCGGUAUCAAGGAUCUCAGUGGUAAGAUCUACAAGUCCAGAAACGGAAUGAACGUUUGUAAGGGAUUUGUCGAGGCACUCACAAAGCAAAAGACCCUCGAAGAGAUGUCCUUCGACCGUGGUAAGAAGAUUGUCGACAUGAGAAAGACAUAUUAUUCUGCCUAAGGCUCAGGAGGUAACCUUGUAAAUAGACGAUUAAAUCUACACAUAUUUUCAUAUCAUUC